Molecule: messenger RNA, 3672 nt
Organism: Glycine soja
Lineage: Eukaryota; Viridiplantae; Streptophyta; Magnoliopsida; Fabales; Fabaceae
Product: serine/threonine-protein phosphatase 6 regulatory subunit 3-like
Exons: 19
Coding region: 274-2919 (881 amino acids)
Molecular function (GO): protein phosphatase regulator activity; protein phosphatase binding
Source: RefSeq, a predicted model, not a curated record
GCUAUUAUUCAUUCAUCACUUGUAAACAAUCUUUUCUCCCGCGAUUGAAGGUUGUUUUGGUUGCUCUCUCUCUUUCUCUCUCUCUCUCUCUCUCUCUCUCUAUUUCCUCCGAUUCGAUCUCCCUCCGUCUCAUCGUUUCCGAUUCUAGGGUUUCCGCACCGAUAACGAUUCCUCCAAUUCAAUUUGGGGCAGAGCGCUAGGGUUUCUGCGCUGCUAGAUCCGUUUUCGGAUUUCCGGUUUCGUGAUUCUGCGCCCUUUCUUCAGAAAUUCACCAUGUUUUGGCGCAUGGCUGGUUUGUCCACGGCGUCUCCGGUGGAGACCAUUUUGGAUAAGGAGAAUUUUACUUUGGAUGAACUACUUGAUGAGGAUGAAAUUAUUCAGGAAUGCAAAGCUCUUAACAGUCGCCUUAUAAAUUUUUUGUCUGGAAGAGCACAGGUGGAACAAUUGACACGAUACAUCAUUGAAGAAGCUCCUGAGGAUGCUGAAAAGAAGCGAUCUUUUAAGUUUCCUUUUAUUGCAUGCGAGAUUUUUACCUGUGAAGUUGAUAUCAUACUCAAAACUCUUAUAGAGGAUGAGGAAUUGAUGAAUUUGUUGUUCUCCUUUUUGGAUCUAAAUCACUCCCAUAGUAACCUACUAGCUGGAUAUUUUAGCAAGGUAGUUGUAUGCCUGUUGUUACGUAAGACAAUUCCUUUCAUGCAAUAUGUUCAAGCUCACCAGGAAAUUGUGAAGAAACUAGUUGAGUUGAUUGGAAUUACAUCUAUCAUGGAGGUUUUGAUACGCUUGAUUGGUGCUGAUGAAAAUAUGUAUGUAAGUCAUGUGGAUGCAAUGCAGUGGAUUGAAGAUACUAAUGUGCUUGAGAUGAUUGUGGAUAAAUUCAGUUCUUCAGACUCUCCAGAAGUGCAUGCUAAUGCAGCAGAAACUCUCUGUGCUAUUACUCGAUUUGCUCCAACAGGGCUUUCUGCCAAAAUCUCCAGCCCGAGCUUUAUAGGAAGAUUAUUCCAUCAUGCUCUUGAAGUCUCUCGGCCAAAAUCUGUUCUCGUUAACUCUUUAUCUGUAUGCAUAUCUUUGCUAGACCCCAAGAGACAUACUUUUGGCGCUUAUUAUACAUAUAACCGCCAAAUGACUAAUGGAUCUACUGUGACUGCAAAUCCUGAGACUGUUGAAGGCAUGCUUGAAAGCCUAGGUGAUUUACUCAAGCUCUUAGAUGUUUCUUCUGCUGAAAAUCUCUUGCUAACUACUUUUGGCAAGUUACAACCACCUCUUGGUAAACAUCGUUUAAAGAUUGUAGAGUUUAUAUCAGUUUUAGUAACUGUUGGUGGUGAAGCUGCUGAGAGGAAAUUGAUUGAUCUUGGAGCAGUACAAAGAAUUAUUCACUUGUUCUUUGAGUACCCAUACAAUAACUUUUUGCAUCACCACGUGGAAAACAUUAUAAUGUCUUGCUUGGAGAGUAAAAAUUCUUCUCUUCUGGAACAUCUUCUCCGUGAUUGUGAUUUUGUUGGGAAAAUUAUACAAGCAGAAAAGCAAUUCACGUUGGAAGCUGAUACAAAUAAGCCAACAAUACCUGCUGAGGGUAAAUCAGCACCCAGGAUAGGAUGCAUAGGACACUUAACCCGUAUAUCUAACAAACUUGUCCAGUUAGGGAAUAACAACAGUGUGAUUCAGGAACAUUUGCAGGGAAAUAGUGAAUGGAAAGAUUGGUACCUGAGUGUUUUAUCUAAUCGCAAUGCUGUGGAAAAUGUCUAUCAAUGGUCGUGUGGGAGACCAACAGCGUUGCAUGACAGAAAUAGGGAUAGUGACGAGGAUGAUUAUCAAGAUCGGGACUAUGAUGUUGCUGCAUUAGCUAAUAAUUUGAGUCAGGCCUUCCGUUAUGGCAUUUACAAUAAUGAAGACAUUGAAGAGGUACAUGGCUCUCUUGAACGAGAUGAUGAGGAUGUCUAUUUUGAUGAUGAAUCUGCAGAAGUUGUUAUAUCUUCUUUGCGGUUGGGAGAUGACCAUGAAAGUGGGUCUCUAUUCACAAAUUCCAACUGGUUUGCUUUCGAGGAGGAUAGAGAUCGGGUUGCCAAUGAACGCUCAACAGGUUCCCUUGCUUCUCCAUCACCUAAUGCUGAUGAGGUUUUUGUAAAAGCCAGUGGGGAUGUUGUUGUUGCUGGUGAAGAUGAGGAGUUAGCUGACACUGCAACAUCUCCAGAAGCAGGACUAAAAUUAGAACAUGGUGGGACCGAUAAACCAGUUGAGUGGGUUGAGUGGAGGGAAUCUUCAGAUGCCAAUGACCCUUCUGAUGUUCUUCCCAAUGGAGAACUUGAGAUAGAACCUGGGAACAGUAAUCCUGGUCUAGCCGAAUCAUCAUCUUCAUCAUCCAGUGUUGCAUUAACAAAGGAUGAGCAGAUAGCUACUGAUGAGCCAUCAGCUUCUCUCAAUAACUCAAGCAUUGAAACCUCUGAGAGUAACAAGGACAAAACUGAGCCGACUCUAGGAGUUGAUAAUCCAAGUUCAGGGGCAUCCGCUUCUGUGAAUGAGCCAGUCACUGAGGUUGGAGGAGACAGUAACAAGAACACAACUGACAACAAAAAAGCUGUGGAUGAGUUGGUCACUGAGGUUGGAGGAGACAGUAACAAGGACACAACUGACAACAAAAAAGCUGCGGAUGAGUUGGUCGCUGAGGUUGGAGGAGACAGUAACAAGGACACAACUGACAACAAAAAAGCUGUGGAUGAGUUGGUCGCUGAGGUUGGAGGAGACAGUAACAAGGACACAACUGAUGACAAAAAAGCUGUGGAUGAGUCGGUCAAUGAGGUUGGAGGAGACAGUAACAAGGACACAACUGACAAUAAAAAAGCUGUGGAUGGGUCAGUCACUGAGGUUGGAGGAGACAGUAACAAGGACACAACUGACAACAAAAUGGGAGUCAAACAUGAAUAGAUUAUGUAAAUUCUUGUGAACUGGCUUGGGUGGCUAAUCAGGCAAACAUUAAUCAGGUGGGAAGAUACAUCCUGGAGUCUGGCAGGGCAAGAGCAUUUAGGACCUCUCUGCACACUUAUUUUUUUAAAUAGGAGUAUUGAAUUUUUAUUCCCACCAACUUCUGAAGCUAGAAAUUCAAUGUUUGAUGAGACUUUAGCUCAUGCAUUAGGUGCUACUGAAUUCUUCACCUGUUCAUACAAUUGUUUAGCUUGCCCAAUUAGGUGCUACUGAAUUUUCACCCUUUUCAUCUUUAACUGUUCAUAUAAAAAAAUGUCUCUCCGUUCCGAGUGUUUCGGUAUGUGAAGAUGGGUUCCUUGAUUGACUUGUUCAAUUGCUCAAAGUAACCUUGUAUGAUGAUUUUUAUAGGAAGCAAGUGGUUGAACUCAAGCUCAGGUCACGUGGGUCUUUAGCAUUGCAAAGCUUGGGAUUGUUGCUCAUAAGGACUUGCACUUCAGAAAGCAUACUGAAAGUGAUAAAAGGACGAAAAUUGAAGGGGUUGGAGGAGCGUUUUGUAAUUACGAGUUUUCGGAUGAACAAUAUUCGUUACAUUAUUACAUACUUUGAACCCUCGGGUUCUGAAACUUGUAUUGACUUGUUCCAGUAUAUUGUAUAAGUUCCCUUCCAAAUCACCCUUAGUUGGUUUUAAAGAGUUGCAUUGAAUUCCUAUGCAUUGUCCUUUUAUGUGUUUAUAAGAGGGGAUUAAUGUGCUGGUAA